Populus nigra (black poplar) is the source of this 2557-nucleotide messenger RNA. Its product is annotated as ABC transporter G family member 15-like. The record is from RefSeq and is a predicted model, not a curated record. The transcript has 9 exons. Gene Ontology annotation, molecular function: ATP hydrolysis activity; ABC-type transporter activity; ATP binding. Lineage: Eukaryota; Viridiplantae; Streptophyta; Magnoliopsida; Malpighiales; Salicaceae. The coding region runs from base 191 to 2290 and encodes 699 amino acids. Gene Ontology annotation, cellular component: membrane.
UUCCCCAUAUUUGUUGAAUGGUACUGGUCAUAGCAUUGAUGGCUAGUUGUUUGGUGACUGUUAUCCAAUCAAUGGCCGGCCAUUAGCGCUUUAAUAUUACUCAUCCAAGCCAGCACUGGCAUGUUACUGCAUUCCUCCUUUUUCUAGCUAUUCACUAAUUCUAGCUGAUCAAGAUUUGUCCGUGGCCACUAUGGAGAUAGAGGUGGCAAGUAAUAGUUAUGGUGGUACUGGUAAUAACUUUUGUGAUGGUGCUAGCAGUUGCGCGUAUCAAGAUAAGGUGGCGCCGGACUGUGGUGGGGAGAGGGGGGUGUAUUUGGUGUGGGAGGAUCUAACGGUGGUGUUACCGAAUUUUGGAAAUGGCCCGACAAAGAGGUUGCUUCAAGGACUUAGAGGGUAUGCUGAACCAGGUAGGAUCACGGCUAUUAUGGGUCCAUCUGGGUCUGGAAAAUCCACUCUUCUUGAUUCACUAGCAGGUAGGUUGUCAAGAAAUGUGAUAAUGAGUGGAACGGUUCUCUUCAAUGGGAAGAAGAGGAGGCCAGACGCUGGUGUUGCUUAUGUGACACAAGAGGAUGUGUUAUUAGGAACUCUUACAGUCAGAGAAACGAUCACUUACUCUGCAAAUUUAAGGCUUCCAAAUACAAUGACCAAAGGGGAGAUUGAUGAUGUCGUAGAAGCAACAAUAAUGGAAAUGGGUCUCCAAGAAUGUUCUGAUCGGGUGGUCGGAAACUGGCAUUUGAGAGGCAUAAGUGGUGGUGAAAAGAAGAGAUUAAGCAUUGCACUAGAAAUCCUGACAAGGCCACGUCUCUUGUUUCUUGAUGAACCUACAAGUGGUCUUGAUAGUGCCUCAGCUUUCUUUGUAAUUCAAACACUUAGAAAUAUAGCUCGCGAUGGAAGGACGGUUAUAUCCUCCAUUCACCAGCCAAGUAGUGAAGUUUUUGCGCUCUUUGAUGAUCUUUUCUUACUCUCCAGUGGUGAAACUGUAUAUUUUGGGGAUGCAAAGAUGGCUGUUGAGUUCUUUGCUGAAGCUGGAUUUCCAUGUCCAAGAAGGAGGAAUCCUUCUGAUCAUUUCCUACGCUGCAUAAAUUCAGACUUUGAUGCCAUAACAGCUACACUGAAAGGAUCUCAAAGAAUUCGUGAUGUCCCAAAAUCAGCAGACCCUUUGAUUAAUUUGGCAACAGCAGAGAUCAAAGCAAGACUUGUUGAGAAAUAUAGGCGCUCGAAUAUUGCACAAAAGGUCAAAGCAAGGGUUAAGGAUAUAUCAGUUAUUGAAGGACUAGAAGUUGAUAUUCGAAGUGGAAGUGAUGCAAGCUGGUGGAAACAACUUUCGACACUGACCCGAAGAUCAUUUGUGAACAUGUCCAGAGAUAUGGGGUAUUACUGGGCAAGGAUAGUGAUCUACAUAGUUGUUUCCAUCUGUGUUGGUACAAUCUAUUAUGAUGUUGGAUAUGGCUACACCGCAAUCUUAGCCAGAGUAGCUUGUGGUGGAUUUAUAACAGGCUUCAUGACUUUUAUGUCUAUCGGAGGCUUCCCUUCUUUCAUUGAAGAAAUGAAGGUCUUUUAUCGAGAAAAGCUCAAUGGCUAUUAUGGGGUUACAGUGUUUAUCCUGUCCAAUUACUUAUCCUCUUUCCCAUUCUUGGUUUCGAUCGCGCUCCUCUCCGGGACCAUAUGUUUUUACUUGGUGAAAUUUCGAUCGGGAUUUAAUCAUUAUGUAUUCUUCUGUCUCAAUAUCUUCGGCUCCAUUUCUGUAAUAGAGAGCCUGAUGAUGGUUAUCGCUUCGCUGGUCCCUAAUUUCUUGAUGGGACUUAUUACAGGGGCCGGAAUCAUUGGAAUCAUGAUGAUGACCUCUGGUUUCUUCAGAUUGCUGCCUGAUCUUCCAAAACCAUUCUGGCGCUACCCAGUUUCGUAUAUCAAUUAUGGAGCCUGGGGAAUUCAGGGUGCCUACAAGAAUGAUUUCCUCGGACUCGAGUUUGAUCCUCUAAUACCUGGUGAUCCAAAAAUCCCUGGAGAAUUUGUUGUCACGCGUAUGUUCGGCAUUCCCCUGGAUUAUUCGAAGUGGUGGGAUUUAUCUGCUAUUUUUCUUAUUCUCGUAUGCUAUCGGAUUCUUUUCUUCAUCGUUCUCAAGCUCAAGGAGAGAGCUUUGCCAUUCGUUGAGGAUCUAUACUCUAAGAGAACCUUGCACAUACUUGAGAAGAGGCCUUCGUUUAGGAAGGCACCAUCUUUUUCUUCAAGGAGACAUCAACCUCUUCAUUCACUGUCUUCCCAGGAGGGCCUUAGCUCUCCUCUCAACUAGAAGCACCAAUAAUAUAUUGAGCUGCUACAAUUAUCCAAUUUACAAUGCUAUUUCUGAGGCUUAAUUUUACUGUAAUGUUAAAGUUCUUGCAUAUACAGAAACAGAUGAAGAUAUAUAGUAGUCCUGUUGAAGGUAAGCAAUCAUACAGGACUGACUUAAUAUUAUUUCUGAUGGAUAUAAUAAAAACAUACAUGAGAAAUCAUCCAGCUUCUAUGUAAUAUUUAUUGUUUUAAUUAUGCAAAUUUCUUCUCUAGACUUUUCGAAUAA